Dreissena polymorpha is the source of this 2209-nucleotide messenger RNA. RefSeq lists its product as uncharacterized. Bases 275 to 1702 code for a protein of 475 amino acids. The record is from RefSeq and is a predicted model, not a curated record. The transcript is spliced from 15 exons. Lineage: Eukaryota; Metazoa; Mollusca; Bivalvia; Myida; Dreissenidae. Gene Ontology annotation, biological process: intracellular signal transduction; cell surface receptor protein tyrosine kinase signaling pathway.
AACCGAUGCGCAGAUUACAUGUUAGCCCAGCUAUGGUUGUGUUUGAUAAUCGGACGUAUUCAGUGAAAUCUAUCUAACGAGUUUACAUGGGUAGAUUUUAAGCUUAACUAGAGCACAGCGAGGGUAGAAUAGAACUGCCAUAUUGUUAUGUGACACUAGUUGACCAAAAGGAAUCAGGAAGUUGAAAAAACACGAGUGUGUUUAUUUUUAUUUUUGUUGACUUAUAAGGGUAUUGGAUAACUGUUACGACACGCCUGUGGUCUAAAGACCAGACAUGUUCAAGAAAAAGGCUCCACCACCGUCCCAGCCAGGGGGCGGACGGCAAUCCGUGUCUGAGCCAGAUGCACCGGAACGACCACCAAAGCCUGGUACCAAACCUAAAGAAGCCACGCCUACCCCACACGAUGAUGAUGACAUGGACGACGGCACGACGCUGUAUAAUGAGGUGAUGGACAUCGUUAACAACGAAGAGAAGAAUGAGCCGACUUUAUACGAGGAAACAGCCCAAGAGUCCCGGAGGUCGAAUGUGCCCGAGCCUAGUCAGGAGGAGUACACAUUCGUGGAUGAAGGACCAGAGUCAAGAUCCAAACGAAAAAGUUUCACUUACCCGAACUUUACGCGAACCAACUCAAAUAACUCCACCUAUGAAGAUACAUCUGAGAUGGAGAAGAUAGUGGCUAAUAAAAGGAUGCAGACUCCGCUUCCCGACCUACCGACCAGCCAUCCGCCAAAGAAAGAUCCACAUUCAAAGGGGAAAACACAGAGUGAUCCUCAUUUACCUCCAGACGUUCCAGCCCAUACAAGCGACGGUAACGAAGAGAAACGGCGACCAUCUGCCGGUGUCGGCGUCUUCGGCGGAAUGUCUGUAUCCAUGGACACGAUCAGGGAGAAAAAAGCGAACCUUCGUAAGGUGCCGUCGAUUGCCGAGGAGCCGAAAUCUCCCGAGCCAGAGACUCAGACUAUUUCGUUCAAAUCACAGCUGAAACCUGUCAAUAAACCGCAAAUAUCGCCUAAACCUUCGGUGGGACAGACUCACAAUGACCACACAACGGACUGGAGCAAAGGUCUACGCAAAACAAGCUCAAAGUCUCCCCCGGUUUCCCCACGCAGUCCGACUUCCCCUCCGAACUUUUCGACUGCCGACGAUCCCGACGCACCUCCGCCGCUCCCAAACCGUCCUUCUGGUAAGGCCACGAGUCAAGUGCAUGUGGCGCAGAACGGUUCGUCCGACACGAUAGUGAAACAAUCGCACGUCGCGCAAAACGGCUCAACGGGUGGUCCCCGUGCGACGAGUGAAGCUCAGUUCGAGGAGGAAGACACUUAUGCGGAUGGCUUUAGUCUGAUCGAGCCUCUGAGUUCCAGCGAGUGGUUCCAUGGCUGCUUGUCGCGCGAUGAUGCGGAGGCAAAGCUGCGUGAGACAAACCAGAACGGGGCUUAUCUGGUGCGGAAGACGGACAAGGAUAUACCGUACAAGGAGAAACCCUACAUCCUGUCCGUUAUGACGAAGGGGGAUAUGUACAACUUGAUUCUCAGGCAGAGGGCAGACGGGAAAUACGCCCUUGGCAAAGAGAAGGAAAACGAAUUGGCGUUUGAACGUGUUGAAGAAUUGUUGAAAUUCCAUAAAACUGAGAAAUUGGUGCUCAUUCGUAACGGACGGGAAACGUUUACAGUCCUCACCAGUUAUCCAUCAGCGGAAAGAUGAAAUGCGUUGCUAUCACAGUCUCGGAAAAGAAAUGACACGCAAUCGUAAGUCUUUAAAUCAGCCAAUGACAUGCUACGAUACAGCGCAUUCCAAUCCUGGAUCAGAAUUAGCCAAUCGCACGCUUCAACAGAAACGUCCUAUCAGAGCAACCAAUCAGUAUCGUCGGAACAGAUUUGGAUUUCCAAAUAGUCAAUUGAUUUCUACAAUUGUCAACGUAAAGCCUAGAAAUGGCAAAUAGCACAGAGCUAAACAUUUCAAUUAUGCACGACCAUAACCAACCAAUUAUGAACCACGCCAUAUGCUAGACCAAAUACUCACAAUCUCAUUUACCUUCCCAUUCAUUCCAAUAUGUCAUAUUUCAUAUGUGUGUCUCCAUGCAUUUAGAUGGUAAAUCAGUGAUAACUCACUCAUACAUGUUGUAUUCUAGUGUAUUGUGCACUUAUAGUUAUUCACAGGUGGUUAGCGUGUGGCUAUGAUAUUAAUUAGUGAAAACAUCAUUUUGAAUGA